This is a messenger RNA of Mytilus trossulus (common blue mussel), 537 nucleotides long. RefSeq lists its product as uncharacterized. Gene Ontology annotation, cellular component: nucleus. NCBI's taxonomy places the organism in Eukaryota, Metazoa, Mollusca, Bivalvia, Mytilida, Mytilidae. Bases 1 to 537 code for a protein of 178 amino acids. The transcript has 4 exons. Gene Ontology annotation, molecular function: DNA-binding transcription factor activity, RNA polymerase II-specific. The record is from RefSeq and is a predicted model, not a curated record. Gene Ontology annotation, biological process: regulation of transcription by RNA polymerase II.
AUGAGAAUGACUUACAUUUGUGUUAAUAUCUGUAAAAAGGAAUUUAAAUCCAGAUCAGGUCUUUCAAGACAUAAGAGAUUGUUUCACACAGAAAACCAACUAGGGUGUGGAAUAUGCACAAAAACCUACAAGUCAAGAGAUGCUCUACGACGACACGAGAGAACAGUGCAUCAGGCUUAUAUCAGAUUGUUCAAAGUUGAAGAAAAAAACAAAUUUCACCCAGCUUCAGAUCAAGGACAACUGCUUUUAGAAUCAGCUCAGUCAAAGAGAAAACCCGCAUGUUUAGUCAAAUUAAAGGAACUUGCAACUGACCGGCAAUAUUUGUCUAGCUUGAUGGAGAAAUAUGCAGAUGUUUCUAUUGUACCAAUAAUAGUUCAGGAUAAAUUGAAUACUGAAUUGUCAAGAUCCUUAAAUUUACCAACCGAAGAAGAAAUGACAACAAUAUUUCAGGAAACUGAGCAGUUUGAAACUAAUGAUUUGAACAGUAUUUAUAUAGAAAAGGACGGUGACGAGGAAUUAGAUAAAGAUUAUAUUUAA